Acaulospora morrowiae is the source of this 254-nucleotide messenger RNA. The record is from the annotation of a GenBank genome assembly. NCBI's taxonomy places the organism in Eukaryota, Fungi, Glomeromycota, Glomeromycetes, Diversisporales, Acaulosporaceae.
CUUUGGUGGUGGUUCACCAUAUGGCAAAAAAUGAAAUUCCUCUGGCGAUAGAAACAUAUAACGGCGUGAUAAACCUAAUGUGUAAAAUAGAAAGAAUCGGAUUAGCGUUGGAAGCUAUCGAAAGAUUUCAGGAGCACGGAAUUAAACCUAAUGCGGGAACCUUUUUGCCGAUUUAUAACGCGUUGAGGAUGCAAAGUAGUGAAGAAUUUUUGAGAUUACAUCGUCUGAUGAGGACCAAUAAUGUUUACAUAUAA